AUGAAGAAAGCGUCUCAGUCAUCCAGUGGCUUCAUCCCCAGGGAGGCCUUCCAGAGACUGUUUGAUGAGCUGGACAAGGACAGGAUCAAACAACAUCCUCCAUUGCCUGAGUACUCGUCUAAGUUCCUGCGCAAGGUUCAGUUUAUCUUCAUUCAGCAUUAUGUCACUGUGGUGGGGAAUGUUAUCUGCAUCUGUAAUCCCAGACCAUUGAGUCCUGACGUCCGUCUGGUCAACAUGUUGAGUGUAUUCCACUUCCUGAGGUUCAUCCCUCAUCUAAAGCUCACGGCUCUGUUUGCCAUCAGCAUGGUCGACCUGGUGAAACACCUCGGAGCCUCUGCCGGUAUAUUAGUGGUGGAUUAUUAUGUAUUUGCUGUGCUUGUGGUCUGGUCGUUCAAAGGCACUAUCAUAGCACCUGCUAGUAACCUGAGCACUACCGCUGACCCCAGGAUCAUGACAAUGAUUGUAAACAAAACUCUACGAUGUGGUUCUUAUGAACAGCUUGGUUACUGGUCAAACAACUUUGAUAACUUUGCAGAGAUCUGCUCUGGUUCUAUAUACAACAUAAUGAUGGUGAACAACUGGAGUGUCUUUCUGGAUGUAUAUGCCAGAUACAAUUUGUGGUCCAAGCUCUACUUCAUAGCCUGGUGGUUGACCUCCUCUGUCAUGUGGGUCAACCUGUUUAUAGCUCUGAUCCUGGAGAACUUCAUCUACAAGUGGGACAGAAACCAUGGAUGCUCAAAUCGUGAAACGGUGAGGACAGACUUGGACACUACCAUCCAGCUGAUGUUCAGACAACAGAUAGCAGCGCCUACUGAAGAGAAAGUUGUCACACAACUGCAUGCCCACCCACACCUUCAACACCUAACUAUGUCCAUGUCACUGGAUCAAAUAUAG
This is a messenger RNA of Oncorhynchus nerka (sockeye salmon), 894 nucleotides long. Its product is annotated as two pore channel protein 2-like. The record is from RefSeq and is a predicted model, not a curated record. Bases 1 to 894 code for a protein of 297 amino acids. The transcript is spliced from 11 exons. Gene Ontology annotation, cellular component: lysosomal membrane. Gene Ontology annotation, biological process: transmembrane transport; endocytosis involved in viral entry into host cell; monoatomic ion transport. Gene Ontology annotation, molecular function: ligand-gated sodium channel activity; voltage-gated channel activity; intracellularly phosphatidylinositol-3,5-bisphosphate-gated monatomic cation channel activity. NCBI's taxonomy places the organism in Eukaryota, Metazoa, Chordata, Actinopteri, Salmoniformes, Salmonidae.